AUGAAGCCAGCUGUAUCUUUUCUUUGCAUCUUGCUCUAUGGCUGUCAACUGUCCUGUGCCUUGCCUGGCGCAACAAAGGAUGAUCGCGCAGCCACUGAAGAACGUUCCAAUACUGUCAAAGUAACCUUUCGAGGUGGAAGCGUUAUUGGAAGGUCUCGUCUCGGCACUGAAGCAUUUACUGCCAUCCCUUAUGCUGAACCGCCGGUCGGCGACUUCAGACUUCGGCCGCCACAGCAAUUCACGGGCACACUGAAAGAUCACGAUGGAACUGGACUCUCCCCAUCCUGCCCGCAGCACUAUGUCGACACUGAUGCAAUGGAUCUGAUCAGCUCCGUCGCUUCUGGCAUUCUUAAGCUUCCAUUCUUUGACAGACUGACUGGCCAAGAAGACUGUCUCACCCUUACGGUUCAGCGACCUGCCGGAACCAAGCCAGGAGAUGGUCUGCCCAUUCUCUUCUGGAUAUAUGGAGGCGCAUUUGUCCUUGGUGGCACGAACACUUACGAUGCUACUAGCUUUCUGGCUAGAGCUGUCGAUCAAGGCCAACCCUUUAUCAUGGUUUCUGUCAAUUAUCGUCUGAAUGGCUUUGGUUUCAUGGGAGGGAGAGAGGUACUCGAGGCUGGCGUCUCGAAUUUGGGCCUCCUGGAUCAACGCCUGGGUCUACAAUGGGUCGCAGACAACAUCGCCGACUUUGGCGGUGACCCAGACAAAGUGACCAUCUGGGGUGAAUCAGCAGGCUCCAUCUCUGUCUUCGAUCAGAUGUUGCUUUUCGGAGGUAACGCGACAUACAAAGGCAAGCCACUAUUUCGAGGUGCCAUCAUGGAUUCCGGAAGUGUGCUGCCAACGGAUCCAGUGGACUGUCAACAAGAACAAGAGUUAUUUGACGAGACUGUUCGCUCGGCCGGUUGUUCUGGAGCUGCAGACACGCUUCAUUGCCUACGUCAGCUUCCGUACGAAAAGUUCUACAACGCGGUGACUUCCGUACCUGGCAUUGCAUCCAUAAACCACCUUCAAUGGAGCCACAUUCCGAGGCCCGAUGGCAAGGUGCUCGUGGAGAGCCCGGACGUCAUGGCCGCGAAGGGCAACCUUCAUGCUGUACCCUUGAUUAUCGGCAAUCAAGAAGACGAAGGUUCUGUGUUUGCUAUCAUCACGCCAAACCUCACAUCCACAGAUCGCAUUGUCAAUUACCUGUCCGAGUAUGUGUUGCACAACACUUCUCGCGAGAUGAUACAGCAGUUUGUUGACAUGUACCCCACAAGCCCUGCUGCUGGUAGCCCAUUUCGAACCGGGUUCCUCAACGAGCUGUAUCCUGGCUUCAAGAGAAUGUCAGCACUUAUAGGGGAUGCAAUUCUCCAUUUUCCCCGACGUUAUGUUCUGGAGACUGUCAGUCGCGUCAAACCUGAUACCCCAAUGUGGUCUUAUCUUGCCUCGUAUGACUAUGGGCUGCCAUUUGUGGGAACUUUCCACGGCUCCGACAUUUUGCAAACAUUUUACGGCUUACCCCCAAACCAUGCUGAAAAGAGCUCAAGGACAUACUACUUGAACUUCAUUCAUAACCUGGACCCGAACAAGGGGGUUGAAAAUUACGACAACUGGCCGCGUUGGACGGAAAGCGAAAAGCUCAUGUGGCUCAAGACGCCAUAUAACAAUGACCUUCUUGGCGACGACUUCCGGAAAGAUCGAUCUGAUUUCUUUAAUCAGAAUAUCGCCAGUCUACGCUACUAG
This is a messenger RNA of Akanthomyces muscarius, 1722 nucleotides long. RefSeq lists its product as uncharacterized. The transcript has a single exon. Bases 1 to 1722 code for a protein of 573 amino acids. The record is from RefSeq and is a predicted model, not a curated record. NCBI's taxonomy places the organism in Eukaryota, Fungi, Ascomycota, Sordariomycetes, Hypocreales, Cordycipitaceae.